Molecule: messenger RNA, 1815 nt
Organism: Macroventuria anomochaeta
Lineage: Eukaryota; Fungi; Ascomycota; Dothideomycetes; Pleosporales; Didymellaceae
Exons: 1
Coding region: 1-1815 (604 amino acids)
Source: RefSeq, a predicted model, not a curated record
AUGCUGUGGCGGAAGAAGCUACGCUCGCCCUCACCUCCACGCUUGACCAGCUCGAUACCUGAGAUGGAGCACCACCUGGCCACAAUGGAUUCGCCUAUCCCUGAUACCCUAGUCGAGAAUAUCGACGCCUCUGCUACCACAUCUGAAGAACUCCGCGCUGCCUCGAAGACCGCCCAGGAUCGUUCCGAGAAGCAUGCUGCCGACCCGACCCGGGAGGCCCUCAACAACCAAAUCGAGGAAAACGAUUCAGAGCCGUCCGUGACGCCUUCCAAGGACGCUGAAUCCUCAAUGACGAAGAAAAUCGGCUCGAUCCGCACCAAGGCCCAACGCUCGCAACCACAGUUCUUAACUCUUGUCGCUUGCGUGUCAUACCUGCUCUUCCAGCUCCUCGGUGUAGACCUGGGACUGCGCCUUGUCAACGGCUACACUGGGCCUCGGCUCCAUCGAGCUGAAGUCCAGCUACAAGCUGCAGUGAGCGACUUGGUCAGCGAACAGAUUCUGCACAACAGGCUUGACAACCUCCUGAGUACCACGCUGGAUCGAUGCUACAUGGAGAGCUACGAACACUGCCUUGCUCGUGGCCUGUACAAGGCAGACAAUAUGUUUCUUGGCGUCGACUUCACCCAAUUUUCAGAUGUUCGAAACCAGACCAUGGACUGGGCAACCGACAACUGCGAUAGGCUGCUGUACACGCCCCAGCUGUACGCUCCGAAUACCUCCAGGCUCUGGACAACGGCGAAUAAUAUCCGACGGGCUGCUGAGAAGGCUUUGAGGCUGUUUCAAUACAAGGCCACGCUGCUACGUUGCAAGUUGCACGGUAUGAACCCUCGACUUGCUGCAAAGCCCAUCGUUGUGGAAGCAAACAACAACAUAGCAAAGCGUUCUGAAGUACCUGCCGAGAUGCCUUUCGGUUUCGGGUUGGAUUGCGAAGGACGUGCCCACUGUCGUUUGAUCUACUCAGGGCUGUCCGCCUCAGCUACUGACCGGAAGACAAUAGAUGAGGCUGUCGUUAAAGCGAGCAAGGAGGUAUUCAAGUGGUCGUAUCCAUUUGAAAGGAUCUUUCGCGUCAACGGCUACAUGAUCAGCCUCCUGUCUCUCUUGCAACCUUUACUCGGAAAUUUCUUCCUGCUCGCAGUACUCCUCUCCCGACCUCGACCCCAGUCAAAGGCCAAGUUGCCCCUGUCCGCAAGGCUUGCACGUGCUUGGAUGCGCAUCUGCAAUAACAUUGCUUACCUGCAACAUGAUGAGAAGCUCGCCCUUGGGCUCAUCAUCAACACGGCUCUGUAUGCGCUAUUGCACUACCAACUCGAGUAUAUUAUCUCGGAGUUCGAUCAAAUUCUGCUCCCGGUCGGUCUAGGGUUCUGCGUUUUCCACGCUAUCCAAGCUCUUGCGUUCCUCGACCCUGAAGUAGCGACAAAAGAGACUUUGCGCAGCUUCUGCCGUGCCACGAAGGAGCUGUACCUCAUGAUCCAGGAUAUUGAAUCCUUCCCAGAACCGACUUCCAAGACCCAAGUCCCCUCCGCUCAUAGCGAAGCAAUCAUAGCUUCCGUUGCCAAGCCGGCCUCCAAGAUCGGCGCCCGCUUCAUUUCACCACUGACGCCCAUCUCUGAGGACCUCCAGCAGGAGCGCAAGGUCAUGCAUGCAGAGCAAGGCAAUCAGCCUGGCGAUGAUGUCGAACCGCGGUACAGAUACGCUACCGAGACCGACUCCGAGUAUGAGUCUGAUGUACAGCAUGCUACCUAUGUCGAUCUUGUUGGAGGUGCGACGCCCACGGUUUCUGAGGAUGGGGAGGAAUGGACUGUGGUGGAGGAUUGA